This is a messenger RNA of Gossypium raimondii (Peruvian cotton), 1659 nucleotides long. Its product is annotated as 7-deoxyloganetin glucosyltransferase. Bases 10 to 1446 code for a protein of 478 amino acids. Gene Ontology annotation, molecular function: UDP-glycosyltransferase activity. Lineage: Eukaryota; Viridiplantae; Streptophyta; Magnoliopsida; Malvales; Malvaceae. The record is from RefSeq and is a predicted model, not a curated record. The transcript has 2 exons.
GAGAGAGAGAUGGGAUCCUAUUCAGUACCCAACAAGCCCCAUGCAGUAUGCAUACCAUACCCAGCACAAGGUCACGUAAAUCCAAUGCUUAUGGUGGCCAAACUCCUCCAUUUCAAAGGCUUCCACAUCACUUUUGUCAACACCGAGUACAACCACGAAAGGUUGCUCAAAUCCAGGGCCCCCCACGCUCUCAACAGCUUGCCCGACUUCCGGUUUGAGACUGUCCCCGACGGUCUUCCUCCGCCAGACAUCAAUGCCACACAAGACAUCCCCACGCUUUGCGACUCCACUAGCAAGCAUUGCUUGACUCCCUUUCGCCAACUUCUUGCUAGGCUCAACGUUUCUUCCGGCAUCCCGCCGGUCACUUGCAUCGUCUCCGAUGGGUGCAUGUCGUUCACUCUCGAGGCGGCUCAAGAGGUAGGGAUUCCUGAUGUAUUGCUUUGGACACCGAGUGCGUGUGGUUUCUUAGCCUAUUGUCAUUAUCGACGGCUUAUUGAGAAGGGUUUUACACCGUUGAAAGAUGAGACCUAUAUGACAAAUGGGUAUUUGGAUACAAUCAUUGAUUGGAUUCCAGGCAUGAAAAACAUCCGCAUAAGGGACCUGCCGAGCUUUGUUCGAACAACGGAUCCAAAUGAUAUAAUGUUGAACUUCGUUGCGACAGAGAGUGAGAGAUCUGCAAAAGCUUCCGCCAUUAUCGUAAAUACCUUCGAUGAAUUGGAACAUGAUGUCGUCAAAGCUCUCUCCUCCAUCUUCCCUAAACUUUACACCAUUGGACCCCUUCACUUGCUCCUCAACAACAUUCCACAGUCGUCGCCUUUAAGCUCCAUCGACUCCAAUCUGUGGAAAGAAGAGCCUCAAUGUCUUCAAUGGCUGGAUUCCAAGGAACCCAAAUCGGUCGUUUACGUUAAUUUCGGGAGCAUCACGGUGAUGACGGCGAAUCAACUGGUUGAGUUCGCUUGGGGCUUGGCUAAUAGCAAGCAACCCUUUUUUUGGAUCAUUAGGCCCUAUUUGGUGAUGGGAGAUUCAGCUAUUUUGCCCCCAGAGUUCAUUGAAGAAACCAAAGGGCGUAGCUUAAUGGCGAGCUGGUGCCCACAAGUGAGCGUUUUGAACCACACAGCGAUUGGGGGUUUCUUAACGCACAAUGGAUGGAAUUCCACCAUCGAAAGCAUUUCCAGUGGGGUGCCGAUGAUUUCUUGGCCGUUCUUCGCCGAGCAACAAACGAAUUGUCGAUUCGCUUGCACCCAAUGGGGCAUCAGCAUGGAGAUCGACAAUGAUGUGAAGAGGGAUGAAGUGGAGAAACUACUGAGGGAGUUGAUGGAAGGAGUUAAAAGCGUGGAGAUGAGGGAAAAGGCCAUGGAGUUUAAGAAAAAGGCUGAGGAAGCUGCCAUGUUGAAUGGCCCAUCGUUCGUGAAUUUGGAAAACUUGAUUAAAGAAGUGUUGCUCUAAGGUAACUUUUCGUUUAUUUAGUAUUGGACCGGCUAUAGCAGUCAUAUCAAUUUUACUAAGUUUUUCAGUAAUUCCUUUUAGCUCUCGCUUUAUUUUAACCGAUCUCAAUAUUGGUAUUUUUUUAUGGAUUGCCAUUUUAAGUAUUGCUCUCGUUGGACUUCUUAUGUCAAUAUACGAAUCAAAUAAUAAAUAUUCCUUUUUAGGUGGUCUAAA